GCUCGUCUUGUACACGGUAUCCAUAUUCGUGUUCGACCCAUAGUUCCAGAGACUUUUAUCCUUCAUCAGUGAUGGCAAAGAUUGUGUUUACAUGAAAAGUGCUGUGGUUGUUUGACAGAUGCGUAGUAACAAGAUCAGCAAUGGAUACACUAGGAAUUAUAUUUGAGCUUCAGUGGAAGAAGAAACAAGGUGUUGCAGGCAGUGGAGAAGAUAUCGCAAGUAUUGGAAUAUGGGAUAUGCCAGAUGCAUCACUCGACUGGAUGAGUUUCAAAUCUUAUUUGUCUCAAAACUUAGGAACAGCAGAGGACGUCAAUUUCUCUUACGUAGACAGUGAAGGAGAUGAGAUUCCAAUACAAAGUGAAUGUGAAUUCCAAGAGGCAUUAAAGUUUGCUCGUCAGAGGGCUCGCCGAGGGAGAGGAAUUGUCUUGAAGCUAGACAGACCGAAUGUAACAGAUAAUACCAUUCAAAACCCCCAGACAGAAACUUCAGUGCAGGGUGUCACAGCAAAAUUUUCAAAACUUGGUGUUGUACGUCGACAUGAAAAACCAAAAUCUGCUAAGCCAGCCAGCACACGACCAGCUGCUAAAAUACUUGCACCCGUAGAAAAAGCAAAGCGCAUAGUUGCAGCUGUAGGGUCAACACAGCCACCAAAAAGCAACAAAAUUAACUCAGAGGAGAUCAGGGAUGAUAUUCCACCCUUGUGGUUCAAAAGGUACAUGCACAAGAUGAAAGGUGAAAUAGUAGCAGAAGUUACUUCACAGGUAACAUAUGAACUUCAUCAAGCUAUAGUAGACCUGAAGAAAACCUGGCACAGUUCAGAAAAAACAUCAACUUCUAUAGAUGCAUCAUGCACAAAGAAGAAGAAAAAGAAGAUAUCUGAUGAAGAAUCAUCAGAUGCAAAUGUUGUUGAGCAGAGAGAGUACAAGCUUUUGAGAAAAAUUGAAAAGCUCCAAAAAAGAGAGAAAAGGCUUGAGAAGAAAUUGGAUGCUAAAUUAGAAAAGCUGGAAAAUAGAACAAAACGAAUGCUCGAAAAAAAGUCGCAUUCAAAAUCACGCAGUGAAACUUUACCUGAGAAGAAAUCAUUAAAUAGGAAACGAGUGGAUGUUCCUGUUGGUACAUACUUAAUGGAUGCUGUUCUGUUAAAUGUUGGAUCAAAACCAGAUUUACACAUCAAGCUUGGAGAAUCUUUUACAAAAGUUUGGGAGAUCAUGAACACCGGCACACUGCCAUGGACAGAUAAGACGGAGUUGAGAUUGGCUUGGGGAACAACUGGCUUGGAACCACAAGUAACUACUGUUAAAUGUCCUGCUCUUGAGCCUGGGGAACGUGGACAGAUAUGUGUUACAUUUAAAGCACCAGAAUUUGCUGGAACUUUUGAAUCUUACUGGCACUUCUACCAUAUGGGUGUUCGAUUUGGCCACUGGAUAAGCUGUGCUAUUAUUGUUGACCCAAAUGAUGAACCUCAGAAUAUUUACAGUGGAUGUGAUAGCGGCCCUGCAACAGACAAUUUUCUUGAAAACUUUGAUAAUAAAUCCAGGAAUGAUCAUGCAGUUGACCUUACAGUUCGAUCAAAAUGUGAUGAAAUAUUUGAGUCUGCUUCAUUGUCAAAGUGUGAAACUGUAUCUUCUAAUAUCAUGAACAGUAAUGAGAAUCAGAAAAAUCCUGAAUAUGAGAGUGAUUCUGAAUCCGAUAAUAUGAGUAUUGUUUCACAUACCAUAUCAGUUACUUCAGAAUCAGGAGAUGAAGAUAAAUUUGUUGUUGUUUCCAUGCCAGCUUCAUCAACAACUGAAGACAAUUGCUGUGCUGCCAGUGACUCAAGUGAGAUGGUAUUAAUAAACCCUGAAAGUUCUACGACGACAACAACAAUGACAACAACAACAGCAACAACAACAAUUGUCACAACAGCUGCAACAAGUAUAGUGUCAACUACUAGCACUACCCCUAUUGUAUCAACAACCAGUGCUGCUAGUUGUCUUCACCCAAAAAAGAGUGGUACUGAAGCUAUUCAGGCAAGACAGCAGAAAAAAAUGCCUAUGGAAGACCAGUCAGCAGAUUCCUCCACAAGUGAGAAACAACUCAGUGAUAUGGCACAAAGCUGUAACGCUACUGUGAACGCAGAAUGUGGUGCCUCACAGUUCAACCUUAAAAAGGAAUUAAUGGAGCCGUCACGGAAGUCAAAGGUUUAUUCUACCUUUGAUUUGCCUCAUACUUUGAAAAAUAAUGGAAACUUGAAGAACAUAAUUUUUGCUGUUGAUACAAGAGGAAAAACUGUACCUAUUAAAGUAACAAAUAGACCCAAGAAACUUAACGUAAAUAAUCCAUCAUCACUGUCUUCAAAUGAUAGUAAAGCCAGUUCAGAUGAACAAGUAGCAUCAAUGGAGAACUGUGAAGAAGCAAACGCUGAAAUGAACACGACUACCACCAAUCAUGUGCAUGAAUUCAGAUAUGAAGCACCACUUCAUCAUGCAUCUCAAAACGACAGUGAGCAUUCCCAGCCCACAAGUCCUAAACGUGAAGCACAGAGUUCGUUAACUGAAAACAGUGCAAAUAUUAUUCACAUUUUGCCUGAGACAUUAAUGACUGGCGCCGUGAAUGUUGCAACAUCAGCAUUCAGUACUGCUAAAGCUGUAAUAAGCAAUCUUCGCACAAUUCCUGCAAGGACUGCGAACAAUGCAUCCUGGGAAGCAGGGGCACCACCUCAUUCUUCAGACACUGGCCUCACCACUUCACAGUGCAUGGCAACACUUACUGAAAUGGGCUUCACCAACAAGGAACUAAAUCUUUCACUAUUGAAUCGCUGUGAUAAUGAUAUUUCCCGAGUAAUAAGCGUGCUUCUCUCAUAUGGUGAGGAGAACAACAGUCUAGAUUAAAACUUGAGUUGUUUUUUUUAAUGACUUAUUAAAUUGUUUGUAAGUAUAGCUUUGACUUUAUUUACGUAUGGCAGUAAAUAGUUAUGGCUAAGUAUAGUAAAACGUAUGUAAACAUGUAUGUUUCAAACUUUGAAACUUUCUCAAAGUGAUAAUAAUUGUAUAUGCCAUGUUCCCUUUAAAACAGAAUAUUUACUUAUAAUGUAAAUUGUAUGUAGUGGUGGUUUCUUUGCCCUCUUGAUGAUCUUUGAUGUGUAUUGAAGCUUGUAUACUGAUUGGUAGUGUAGCAACACUCAAAAUAAUAUCAGAAAUGUUUCCUUCUCGUUCUGAUAUCCCUGUGUUACUGCAGUUCUUUUUUCAUCAGCUGCAGUUCAUUUGUUUUUGCCUCUAUGUGUAGUCAAUAUUUACAGGAAAGAAAUGUAUUAAACAAUGUGUGUCAAGUAGUUUGUAUGUGAGGAUAUAUCAUUUCUCUUUAAGUGGAAGAGCCAAGCAGUGGAUAGGUUUGUAGAAGACUCAUAAAAUGCUCAGCUUUUGGACAAAGCCCUUCUUCAGAGAGAGCAGCUUUAUUUUCUUCCAGUGUUACAGUCAGACUGAUAUCUCCUAAGCGUUAAUUUCCAUUUGAACUUGUGCCUGUGUGCUUCUCACCCAUUGCUGGUUUUAUUUUCUGCUCUUUGUAAAGAAUCAAGUUAGUUACAAUCAUUACUGCCAGAGUGGACAUAAUUUCAUAUGAAAAAUUUAUCUGCUGUACUGUUGAUUAUAAACAGUUUAUAUGACUGGAAUGAAAGCUGCAACAAAUGUUACAGUUAAUUUUUAAUCUUUUGUACUUGCCUACAGGUCAAUAAAAUAUCUUUUACCAUCUCUCUGUAAGACCAGGAGGGAAAGAAAGGUGUAAUAUAUGGAAGAUAUUUUCAAAGAAAACGUUAUGAUCUUAUUCAUGUAUUUGUAGAUGGUGUGCAGUACUUAUGAUUGUAUGUUAUGCAAACGUCAUCAGCAUUUGAAAGUUUUAUGAUUAAGGUUGGUUGUGUAGCUCUUAAUAAUUUUUUUGUGGAUUUUAUGGUUAUCUAUUGAAAUUUGUGAUGAUCUGACUUUUAAUAGUUGAGAUUCUGUGAUAAUUCUUGAUUACUUUUCUUGUCAUAGUGGUAGUCUGUAGUUUAUAACAGCUGGACCGUAGGUACAGUAUCAUAAUGCUUUCUGUAAAUUAAAUGGUCGUAACUGAAGUAAAUAUGAAAAAUUCAGACAUCAAAUUCUCUGUCUAUUAUUUUAUUAAUACAAUGAAGUAUUCUAAAUAGUCCAAUUAGAGCUAUUAACGCUAUGGUAGGACAAUUCCAGUUGUAGUAGACAUAUUUCCAACAGUUAGUAGUUGUUGCAACUAAUAAUCAUAUCCAUUACUUAGAAUGAAACCAUUUCAUUUGCAUAUUAUAAUUUAACAGUAUUGCACUUAAAAUUGACAUAUAAUUUGCCAUCCUUCUGCAAUAUACAUUUGGAUUAGUGUCAGCAUACAUAGUUUCAGCAAAUAGUGUAACACUCUGAAGGUAUCAGUACCAAUUGCGAGAAACACAACGUGUAGAGUAACUUUUACUUACAAAUUAUCAAUGUAUGUGAAUUGUAGUAUGGAUUAAAUUGUAUCAUUAGAUAGUAUAAAGUAGAUAUUUUCUUUUACAGCUAAAGUUUCAAAAAUAAAAAAUAAAUAAAAUUCUUUUGUGUUUGAGUACCAGCUGCCAGUAAAGAUUUGAUAAAUUAUAAUCCAGAAUUGGGGAUUAACUGUGUAGACACUAGAUUGGCUUUAUGAAGUAUUGAAGUAUUUUAUUCUGAAUAUAAUACUCUUCAGAGUAUUAUUUUGGAAAUAAAUCUUCUUGAUGAUCUAUUUUAAAUUUAUCAAUGAACAACUGAUACACAAUAUGAAUUAGCUCUGUGGGUUUAUAACACUUAUUUUCAACUAUAAACACACACACACACACACACACACACACACACACACAGAGAGAGAGAGAGAGAGAGAGAGAGAGAGAGAGAGAGAUUUCUGGUAAAAAGAAAAUGUGUGCAAAUUGUAAGGAUGAAAUUGGGAAACUAAAUGAUCAUGUGUCUAGUCUAUAGUUUACGACCUAUGUGCUAAAAAUUGAUAAGAGAAACUUCAAGUUGCAAAAUUUGAAUGGCUGAUAAAUCAAAAUAUGCGGAAAUUUGUACCAGAAAUAUUGCUGUUUGCUGAUAAAUGGUCCAAAGUGUGUUGUGAAACAUAUACGAUUAGCUCAUGCAGUUUCAAAAUAAUGACUAGCUGUCGUGAUAGGUGAAGUAAAAGUUAUUGUCCAGAACACAUUUAUUAAAACUUAUUGGCCUGUCUCCCAGUAUAGAAACAUUUUGCCCCCUUGGCCUCCUGCUCCUUGCACUUAGAGCCCCCUCUUGUACCCCUUGCCUUACAUCACAUCUGCCAGCUUCAGAGGGUGCGUUCACUACCCCACUGAAAUUUGAAAUAUAUCUUAGAUAACAAAUGUAAGUAUUUAUUAUAUUUAUGUAGAGUUUUGUUACUUGUGUUGUCAUAGUAUCCAACAAAAUUUGAUGUGAACAGCAAAACAAAAAAUAAAAGGAAACAAGAAAAGGGUGGCUAAAUAAUGUUGAAUCAAAGGACCAAAUAAAUUUUCAGUUUUGUUUAAAGGAAUAAAUUGAAACUUAAUAAUAAUAAUAAUAAUAAUAAUAAUAAUAAUAAUAUGCUGAAGGCACUUAACUACUAAACUAUCAAAGUAAAAAUAAUAAUAGUAAAAAUUCACUUCAUAAUGAAUUACAUAACAUUCAUGAAAAGUGUCUACCGACAUGGUUAGCAUUAGUUUCAUGCCAAUAGUUUUAGUUUGUGGCAUUAAUUAAGUAUAGCUAACACUGAAGACUCUUGUUAAUGAAAAUGGCACGUAAAAUCUGUUUUCAUGGAAAGUGUGUAUUAAUUCUAUAGCACCACAAUUUGUUCUGUAGACUUGCACGUAUGUGUCUAUAACUUACUGUUUUAUCUUUCAAACAAUUAUAACAGGGAAUCUAUAUUCCUUCACAAACAAACGAAUUAUACGAGAAAAGUUGUGGUUGAAACACUCAAAAAAAGUUCUUUAGAAGAGCGCAGAUUCGAGUCGCAGAGUACUGAUCACAGAAACAGAGACUCUUACAAAACAAAUUCCUGUAAAUUUUCAGCAAAAUACUGUCACCAGUGUUGAUAUAUUGAAUAUUAUUGUUACAUAUUUUACUAUAAUUACAUGUUUUUGUAUUUAA
Molecule: messenger RNA, 6113 nt
Organism: Schistocerca cancellata (South American locust)
Lineage: Eukaryota; Metazoa; Arthropoda; Insecta; Orthoptera; Acrididae
Exons: 13
Coding region: 141-2870 (909 amino acids)
Biological process (GO): macroautophagy
Cellular component (GO): phagophore assembly site
Molecular function (GO): ubiquitin binding
Source: RefSeq, a predicted model, not a curated record